AAUGAGGUGUCGCAGAUGUCAACUGUGCAGGGCAGAAAACAGGCUUCAGUGUUGGAUUGCAGCUUACGAAAGAAGGUUUUCUUCAACGUAUCUCGUAUUGCAGAUACAGAGAGUGAACAUGAUGUAUCCCAUGAUAUUGAGAAUUCACAGAGUCAGUCUUUCCGACCGCGUCACAAUUUUCCACAUAUGCCAUUCAAUAUUAGCCACCCAGAAAAUACAGGUGUGCAAUCAUCAAAUGUUUCCAGACCCCCUGGACCUGUCUUCCCAUCCGCCAUCUAUCCAGAGGGUACCCACGGUAAUCAACCAUAUUACGAUAACAUUGGUUAUAUGCCUCAAGGGCACCAGGGUUAUCUCCAAGGAUCAGCGCGCUUUCAGACCUCUCUGUCGUCGGUUCCUAUCGGUGCCUUCCCAAUGCAGUCCCCAGAAUACGCUCCGGGGGUUCCCCAUCAGUUGCAGGGAGCCAUAGGUGGGCAUCCAUCGCAAAUGAUGUCCGCUACAAAAAAAGUUCAAACAAAUACAACUCUAAACACCGGCUUCCUGUACCCGUACUUCCCGUACGCAACCAACCAACCCACGUAUGCUAGUUACCAAACACACGGUGUCGGAAACGCCUCAUUUGCUCAACUGUCGCAAACCGCGGCGAUUACUCCGCCACAGAAUCCUUGCACACCCCCGGUGAACACAAACCCUGGUGUUGCCCAGUCAAAGCCAGUUGGUUGUUUGCCUCAACAAAUGCAAUACCACGCCAGGCUCGCAUAUCUCGUCCAACAUGAAGGUACACGUGUGUUUCGUAAGUUCUUCCUACGUGAUAUCGUCAUUCCGAAACUAAAGAGCGUUGGUCAGUACAACUUGGGCGCUUCAGAAAACCAGACGUUGAAUGUAUUUCUUGCACUCUCCGAUAUAAAAAAUUGUCUCACACUACUAAAGAAGCCAAAGGGAAAAGUUAUGUUCCCUCAACAGUAUGACCAAUUGUAUCCAUCCAGUGGACAAGCAGAUAUAAAACGUUUUGAUAUUUCCCUCUUAUUCAUUUUAAUAAGAAACCUCCACCCCAAUGGAAAGAACUUAAGUUGGGUCUUAAAGCCUGGUCAAGCAUCCCAAGGAGACAUCGACCACAUCAUCAAGAUAAGAGACAUCAGAAAUAACAUCUUUCAUGACGGAAAAUUCGAGCUGGAUGAGGCUAAGUUUGAAGAUAUGUGGAGAGAUGCUUCCGGUGCAAUUUUGUCGCUAGGUGGCAAACAAGACAAGAUUGAUUGGAUCAAAAUGAACAAUUUUAACGAAGAGAAAUUUAGACAAUUGAUCAAAAGCGUCACAGCUUCAGACCAGAUUCUUCAAAAACUGGAUGAAAUAUUAAUGUUUCUUCGAUCACACGGCUUGGGAUAUAACGGGCAAUGACAACAUUAACGGUUGAAAUUCCGUGUGCACGAGAAUGGCACAAAUUUAUAAAAGCUAUUGUAAUAAUGGCUGCAUGACAAUCGGGUUUUCCGAACGUGCAUUUUGUGUAUGCAUUGAAGACAUACAUCGCUGCAUACAUAUGCAUAUAAUUACUUUAAUUGAUUUAAAUGUUUGGGCUCAAAGUAAGGUAAUGUAAAUAGAAAUCGCGAUUUACCAACAUUGUAUAAUGAUAAUAAAAAAUGGGUAUUAAGUAACGUGUAA
Lingula anatina is the source of this 1653-nucleotide messenger RNA. RefSeq lists its product as uncharacterized. Gene Ontology annotation, biological process: proteolysis. NCBI's taxonomy places the organism in Eukaryota, Metazoa, Brachiopoda, Lingulata, Lingulida, Lingulidae. The record is from RefSeq and is a predicted model, not a curated record. Gene Ontology annotation, molecular function: cysteine-type endopeptidase activity.